GUUUAAACUGUCGCUGUCAUCAUGCGACUCAAAAUCUCGACAAUUCAUCCGUUGGGCCCGUUCAAAGCAUGGUUUGCUCUAGACGAUGAGGCCCACACAAUCGCGCAACUCAAACGCGCGCUAUGUACACGGCUGCCCAUUGGUAUGCAAGCCGAUAACAUCACUCUCGUGAUGGACGAGUAUGACCUUCUGGACGACAGUCCUAUAUCGAUUUUACGCGAUGGGGACGCUGUUUGCAUCAAACGCGCAGCAGCAACAUCCCAAGCUGGUUUGUCGAGUAACAGGGUGCCCUUGCCUGCCACUCAGAAGCGUAAACGCCGUGCAUCUACAUCCUCGGAACCUUCGUCCAGCUCAUCCUCAAGUUCUGACUCAUCUGACGACUCAUCCAGCUUAUCCGACUCAUCCAGUUCCUCAGACUUGGACUCCGAUUCAAACACGGAUGAGGUUCCAAAACCCUCACGGCAGCCCUCUGAGUCAGGGAAAUGCAUGAACGCAACUACAAAAUCAAAAACUGUGCAAGACAACAUCUCGUUUGUCCCCCCAGGUUACGGUAGGCCUUCCACCCGCAAUCGCAAUCUCCGCAGACGGCGAAAACGUGUGGCGGAGCACAAUCAAGACAAACCUUUAGCACCCAUAUCUGGUGCUAAUGCUGUCCUACCCCUUUCCAUUCAGCAGAACUCCUCAAUCCAUACCUCUUCUGAAGUCUAUGUUGUAGAUGCAGAGCCCGAGUCUGAGCCCAACGUGAUGAUGGUGUCCCUGCGGAAUAAAAAUAAGAAAAAGAAUUUCCGCCAGCUUAUGGACAAACCCCUCCCUCCAAAGAUCGUGUUUUCGGAGCUUGAAAAUGCCCCCGCACAAGCUGAGCCUCCAGAUAAGCUUGUACCUGCUGGAACUUCAAAUUUAGAAGAGGUUGCAGUGCCUCCCAUCAAGCACGCAAGGCUGAUUCCUCCUUCGGAACGGAAUAGCUUGCCAUCGAAUAUAUUCGUGACAAGUGUAGAUGUAGAGGAAGGUAAACGGCCGAAGAAGAAACGGAGAUCAAAAGAGGAGCUUGCCACGGCUUGCUACGACAAUGAAUCGUGCACCGCCGAUUUCAGUCUCGAUUACGGUUCGGCUGAAGUGCCGAUGGCAAACCCAGACGAAGUCUCUUACCUUCGUGCGGACCAGCAGUGGGACUUACUUCCAAAAAUCACUAGCGCGUUACAAGUGGCAGUAGACAACAUUGUUGCAUACAAGGCUCUUGCCAUCAAUCCUAUGACGUGGACUCCCGAGAUGCUGAUAACAGUCGCCCGCGUGACAUCUGUAUCUUCCGCACAUCUCACUACGACCCGUUUACAGCGGCCUGUUCAAGUUUCAUUCGGUGGACUGAUAGAUGUGACAGAACCUGCCGAGGAGGAUGAGACACACACUUGGGUAGAUGUUUUGUCCCAGGACUGGCGUGUCAUGUGAUGAGUAGUUGCCUGUUGCCUGUUGCCUGUACAUACUUACUAGCGACAUGUUGGUUGUUGUGCGAUCUGAGAAGUAAAGGAGAACGGUUUCAAGAAGACUCGGGCGCUCGCGUGGUUUGCGCGUUGGGAACUUAGCACGACCUUGCUGACUGUAUAUGUACAUGACAUCAAAAACAUGUGGGGACAACAGA
Messenger RNA from Suillus fuscotomentosus, 1633 nucleotides. RefSeq lists its product as uncharacterized. The coding region runs from base 22 to 1443 and encodes 473 amino acids. The transcript has 4 exons. Lineage: Eukaryota; Fungi; Basidiomycota; Agaricomycetes; Boletales; Suillaceae. The record is from RefSeq and is a predicted model, not a curated record.